This is a messenger RNA of Spodoptera litura, 6945 nucleotides long. RefSeq lists its product as uncharacterized. Gene Ontology annotation, molecular function: protein binding. NCBI's taxonomy places the organism in Eukaryota, Metazoa, Arthropoda, Insecta, Lepidoptera, Noctuidae. The record is from RefSeq and is a predicted model, not a curated record.
AACGACCAAAAACCCGCGCGGCCCUCCCAGAGUGCUUCCCGGAGGAAAAGCGCUCGGGAGAGGAAAUUGCGCGCUUGCACCGGGCCGACACUCGACCCCAGUGAAAAUCAAUGCUGCGAUCUAUCUGUGACAUGGACAAAUUAAAACCAUCGACGUCGAACUCAUUAGACGGUGCAAUCCGCGCAAUCGACACACACGCGAACUUAUGCAACCUUUUUCAACAUCAGCCGCCUGCUUACAGAGUGAUGUUCAGUAAUCAUUUUACAGUGCGUGAAAGUGACCGGUGUGUUGUGUCUUGUUCAGUGAAUUAACUCCUUACCACGUUACGUUAUUUAUUUCUGUUCGGAAAACAAAAUUGACAUUGGUGCUAUUUUGAAGUGAAUGCCGGAUUGUUUUGGUUGGCAUGGCGCCAGAAUGUAUAAGAACAGCUGACUGUAAACAAACAAUUUGCGUCUUGUGGACAAUAGUUUGCAUAAUAUUUUAAAUACUUCCUGAUACCACAUUGUAUUCUUAUGAGAUAAAGUAAUAAAAUGGCGGGUAAAGACGAAUCUAGUGAUAGUGACGGUCCUAUAAUAGACGAUAACAUUAUUCGUAUACAAUUAAGAAAACCGAAUCAAAGGAAAUGGGAAUUACGAACUCGAAAUCUUUCCCCUGGGAUGAGAUUUCCAACUGUACAACUUUUUGAUUGCGACGGAAAUCUUCUCGUUGAAACAAACGAUGAGAAUGUUUCUAUUAAAAGCUCUGAUUUUGAUGAUCCUUUGUUGAGAACAUCUCAAUCAUUGAAAGAAAAAGAUUUCCGUCACAUAAUAGCUAGGAAACCUGUUAAAAAGCACAAUACAAUUUCGGGAGAUAAAGUAUACACUCGAGUAUAUCGUACACCUCUAAACAUUAACGACGACACAAAAAAUAAUAAUGAACGCUACAUAAUACGAAGCAGUAACAGUGUGUCAAACAUUCCAAGUAAACUCACAUUAAAUAACUUUACUAAUUUAGAAACAAAUAGCCUCCAGACCAGCCCCUUUCACUCGGAGGGCCUGAGUGAAAUAAGCAGUUACAAAAGUUCUGACAACGAAACUUGUAACGGAAUAAAUCAAUCGCCCGAGACACAUAAAGAAAAUCUGGAAAACCAUUCGGAGAAUUUAAUCGAAACUCCUAACAGUCCCUUUUCGUCACUUUCUUCGUUAAGUGAUAUUAAUCAGGCAAUCGAUGACAUUUCAUCCAAUAAGGAAAACGAACCUGAUCUGGUACUUCAUAAAUCUCGAUCUUUCAAUGACGCUACCCUGAGCGGGUGCGCGAAAGUAUACGAAAACGAUAAUUUGCCUCGUUCUAAAUCCGGCGUUGUGUACAAUCCCCCGCACAAUAAAAUAUCUUUCCUGAACACUUACUUAAAAAGCUUACGAGCUCGAGUGAGCUCUAAUCCGGAUUGGUUCGCUCUACAUCGCCGCCGAACAAUCGAAUAUGCUCCAAAUUCACGCGCGGCGCCUAAGCGUCAGGAAUUUUCGAAAAUUGUCUUUGAAAAGCGUCCUACCUGCAAAAUAGGAGAUAUGACGUCAGACAACGAAUUAAUUAGUAUCGGGCCGGACGAUGCGGUACAUUCUGAAAUGAGGAAACGUUUGAAAAUGUAUAGACGUGGUAUAUCAGAGAUCGGGCCUAAGCAUAGGAACACGGGUGUAUUUACGAAAACGAGAAGACAUUCAGUGAGUGGCACGUUUCAAGUCGUUCAUACUUCCUCCUCGGAGAGUGUGGAUGAAGCUGACGUAGUACUUAACCGCUUGAAGAGGAGGAUACUCAGGAAUAAGUUGAGAGAGAAAAGACGGAGCCUCGGCGCGAAGUUUCAAUUCAGUGAGAACAACUGCAGAAAGAAUAGCGUUGAGAAAGAAGAUUGGCGAGAUGCGGCCGGCGGGGCCCCCGUGAGGUCCCGCCACGCUAUGGGCUCGAACAUCAGCCAGCACUCCGCCAAAGGACUGAAAGGGCGGCGAGCUCGCUCCAGCGGCGACCUCUGCAAUGGCGACACCAAGUCUCAAACAGAAUCGUCAGUGUGCGGAUCUGUGGUGGGCGAUGUUAUGGGUUGGAACCGGUCCCUGCCAAACCACCUAGACGGCAACCGACAUUUGGCGGACUACAGCAGGGUGAACAACAAUUACGGGGAGUUCGGAACCUAUAACCGCUGCCAUCCCAAGGGCGGACGCGGUCUGCGGUACAGAGUUAGCAAGUCCGGUUCCGACGCAGAACCAGUGUGGAAGCUCCAAGAUCCUGGUUUUGACCAAGGUUACGGUUCAGAACGUUCUCCAGAAGACGAUUACGUUCCUCCGAUAGCACCAGCGAUAUCUCUGGAGGCUUACGAGGCGGAACUACGGUCUAUCUACCCAUUCAUCAAUGAUGAAAACUCCUUCACAGUAGUAGUUGAAAAAGAUGGCCGUGGUCUGGGAAUGUCAGUAUGCGGCGGUGGUGGCCUAGUGAGGAUACGAAGACUUUACCCCCCUCAACCAGCGUGGAGGACUGGCAGACUUGCUCCCAAAGACCUACUCCUAUCUGCCAACGGAGUUCCCCUUGCCGGACUUAGCACCUACGAAGCCCUCGAGGUGCUUCGGACGGCGUCGCCUCGGGUGGAGCUGCGCGUGUGUCGGCCGCCAGCAGACGUGCUCGACAGCGUCACGCCGCCGGAGCCGCCGACACCGCCGGCCCGCACCCCACACCCGCCCCACCUCCCGCCGCUAGACCCCCUCAACUGUCACCCUAUGCAUGCCAGACUGUCUCAGACGACGAGCAGUGCGACCACGUCGUCGUCGGAGGGGCGCGGGCGACGCGAGGCGAGCCCGGAGCCCGACCGACGCGACCUGCGACUGCCGGACCUCGACCGGCCACUGCCAGUUUACGACGUGCAAUACGGGGAGUUCGAUAUAGUAAUGACCAAAGUGAACGGUUCUUUGGGCUUUACGCUUCGGAAGGAGGACCAUAGCGCUUUGGGGCAUUACGUCAGAGCUCUAGUGAGGGAACCAGCACUCAGCGAUGGGAGGAUACAACCUGGCGAUAGGAUUGUUGCUGUGAACGACACAGCGAUGUCUAACAUGUCGCACGCGGAGGCGGUAGCGUUCUUACGAGCGUGUGGCUCCGAGGUGCGCCUGCGCCUGUACCGUGAUCAUGCAGCCACCCCAUUGUCACCAAUGUCACCGAGAGAAGAGCCUACGGAUUCAGACGCGCCUAUGAAUAGGCCUAAACCCCCGCUAAGGCCUGAAGCGGUAUCAAUGUUGUGCGACCUGGCCGCUCGUCGCCUGACCCCUGACGCGGCAGACGGGUCUCGAUCACCCUGUCUCUCACCCCGCAAGUACCGCAAGCUGACCAAGGAUAACAACCACUACGAACAGCCCAAUGAUGUUCCAAGUUCCAACAAAGUAGAACACGGUUCGGAACAUAGAGAAGUGGUUCAGGACUCGAGGCGGCCGGUGCGGACUGUGUCCCUCGCCAGCCCCACGGCACCACCCACUUGUAGAAAACAAAAGUUGAGCCUGACAGUGCCUCCUCAUGGAUACGAGUUAAACAAUUUGGACAACGACACUCUGGAUGCUCCGAACGUGUACCAGGAAGACAUGUCACGUCAGAGGUACCCGGAGCCGGUGUUCCCGGUGGACUCUGACGAGCCAGUGUCAAUGCCAGUGGAGCUGCUGAGUGACGAAGCGCGGUUCAAACAUGCAAACCCUGCAUACCAAAGCGCUGUACUCCACACAACCACCAGUGACGGACAUACUACUAGUUCAGAGGGUCACAAAGAUGAUGGUAACGGUUUGAAGAAAUGGAAAGGUGUGGCGUUGUCUCCUGACAACGAGCGUAAGGUGAAGACGGAUCCUCCCCUCCAACCCAAACCCAAGGAAACCGAUCCCGUCCAAAAAGAAAACGUCAAACCUGAACCGCCUAUAGAUGACACGUGUAAUGAACCUACGAUCGUAACAGUAGAACUGAAUCGUGGUUGGAACAGUCGGCUGGGUUUUAGUGUUCAGAGUCAUCCGGAGUCGGGGCAAAGCUACAUCUCAGCAGUCUACAAUGACAGCGUGGCCGCUCGCGAUGGCCGACUGAGGCGUGGUGAUGUGAUAUUGCAGGUGAACGAUGAGAACGUGACAUCAAUGAAGACACCAGAAGUGAUCGACCUGCUGCGAAUAUUAAGAGGCUCUAUUUGUAUCACUGUUCUACGGCCACCGAACCCACAGUGAACAAAUACUACAUAAUAAUUAUAUGGAUGAAGCUCACCCCUAGGCCUCGAAGGAACAGGUCUAGCUGGAGAAGUGCAAGUCGCCCCGUCGGCGAUGCCGAGCUACGGGUGAAAUAUUUAGAAAAACUAAAUCAAGAAAUAUGAAUCUCUAUCCAACAUAAUUCGUCGAUGUACCUUCAUGACAUUUAACAUUCUAUCAAAAUAAAUAAAUUAAACAAAUAAUAAUAUACAACACAUUCGACAUUCGAGAGAAUCUUCACAAUGUUUAUUGGUUUCUUCUUUGAUUUGCAAAGUCGAAUAUUUAAUAUAUUGUGUAUAUCUAUUAUAAACAUUUAAUAUAGAUAGAAGAUUCGGUUAUAUUAUCGUGUAUUUUUUAUAAUAUAUUAUAGAGAUUUUGAAUCAUAGCUUCGUUAUUGAAUCUUACAUGUAUUGUAUAAUGUAUAUAAGCCAUACAUUCUAAUACAUGCUGUUUUGUUAAAGUUCCUAAUAGUGGAUCGUGCUAAACUUCUGCCGUCGUACAUUAUAAAUUUCAUAUACUUGAUAAGUUACCUUAUAAAAUAAUUUAUUUUCGGAAAGAUCUCUGUAGCUAUUUCAUAGACAAUUGAUUAGAAAUAUAUGAAACUAUAUUGAAAUCAUUAUAUUUAUUUAUCUAUCUUACCCGACCAAUAUAGAUACUCAAAGUUAGUGUAAUGAAAUAUAAAAGUAUUCUAUUUUAUUUGAACACAUUGAAAAGGCAAUAAACAGCGUUUAUUUAGACUAAUAUACCUAAUAUAUGAAUAUUAAAAUUAUGGAACUUUAAAAUUAUUAUAUUCUUAUUAGAAAUUGACUUACAAAGUAGAGUUUUUAAAUAUAAGAAACUAAGGCGUCUGGCGGCCUACAAACGUGCAAAGUCCCUUGCCUAAUAAAAAGUAGACUAUGUUAUAGUAGAAAAUAAUAAAAUGUCAUGAAGUAUAGCAUUCCAAGAGGUUAGCCUUUGUAAAUAAUGUAAAGUUAAAAGACAGUUUUCGUAGUCGUUUUGAUGUUACGUUACGGACAAUUGUCAAAUGUAUUGAAUUGCAAAAUGUCGCAUAGGUACGUUUUUAGUAUUUUUAUGGUUCGAUAAUAUUUUGCUCAAAUAUUAUAUUAACUGUAGUCGAGUCGAACCUUAGUACGAAUUAGUUUUACGUUUAAAGUAAUCGUAACGAGUACGCGUUCGGCGCUCUGAUUGGUUGGUUCAUUGGCGCCGGCCAAUCAGAGUGCCGAACGCGUACUCGUUGCGAAUACUUUAAACUUAAAUGAAACUCGUACUAAGGGUUCAGACCGCGGUGGAAGCUUUGACAAUUGCGUGUAACGUAUUGUAACCACGUUUUAUUAACAUAUUCGUAGCGCACGAGAUAUUAUCGCGUAGGUUUCAUGGACGCGCAGAUGACGUGUUCCAUGCGAUCUAUACACAUCUCUGGGCAAUAAUAAUAAAAGUACACUAGUUUGUCAAAAUACGCUAGAAUGACAAACAUUACUAAAACAAUUGAGUUAGAUUGCUAAUAAAAUUUAAAAUUACUGCAUUAUACGCUAUACUUCCUAUAGGCACUGAUUAUAAAUUCUAGUCAAAUCUAAAUUUUAAUUGAAAUUAUUACACAGUUAGCCUUUGAGAAAUAUUAUAUUGAAGUAAAAACAGUAGUUAAAUUAUAUUCUUACAUAAAUAAAUAAAUAAAAUAUUAUACAAUAUUCACACUUUUGAUUUGUCAUAAGGUGUCUAUUUGUUAUGAACUUGAAAGAUUUUAUCAACAAAUCUAUUUUAAUAUUAACGAUGCUAGCCUUAAGUUGAUAGAAUAAUUGUUUAGAGAAGUACCUAUAAAGAGGAUCAUUACCCAUAAUACAAGCUGAACGAAACAAUCAACUGAUAUUCUAAAGUAAUUGUGAUGGAAUUGUGUUAGUUUAACAGUAUAUCGUACGUACUAGACUAAAUUAUGUGAAACUACUGUAGGAGCAGAUUGGCCCAGCGCAUAUAGUGGGCGCAGGCCCACUUCAUAUAGUGCAUAUUAAUGUAAUCACUCAGCAAUAAUAUUUAGGAUAAAGACGCACCUGAAUCUUCCCAUCCGUACUAUUUUAUGGUAAUAAGUGCAACUUGUACAAAUUAAAGCGAUUUUAUUGUAAGAAGUGUAAGCCCUGGAAAUGUUUUAACAUUAGAAAGGCCGCCGUCCCAAUUUUGUUCCAUUUGCAAAUUUGAUAAUUCAUAUCUUUUUUAUUUUUAAAGUUAGGUCCGUGAAAUUUGUUGAAUUUCAUUUCUUGUAUUUUAAUAAUUAUUAUUAUUUUCAGUUGGAAAAGAAUAAUGUUUAAGAAAUAUUUUUUUUUAUUCUCGGCCUUUCUAGUGUUAAACUUCAUACCUUCAUAAAACACUAGAUGGCGCAAUUGUGUUAUUAAAUAAUUCGAUGACUAUCAGAAACCAAUGGAAACAAAGGAGUGUGUCACUACAGUAACAAAAGUCGUGUAUUCAAAGAAAACAUACACCGCGUCACGAACAUCGUGACACUAAUGUGGUGUCACCGAAAACGUGUCAAGAUUCGUAAUUUAAACGUGUUGAAUAUAUUGAAAAUACAUAACAAAAUAAAAACAGGGUUGAUGGUUUCUUUAAGUGACUGUCGACAGUCAAAAUGUUAUACAAAAGUCGAUUUUUAUAUUCAGCCACACAAAAUUCAGAAAUUAAAAAUAUUUUUUUGACAUUAAGUAUUUAAUUGAUUAAUAGUCAUUUUCUAUAACCUAUC